AUGCAUAGCUUUUUGAAUUAUUCUAUCUUAUUAGUUAUACUUUUUACAUUCACAAAUUGCUCACCGAUUUCCAAACAAAAUUUAACAACGAGAUGUCAUAGUCUCUCUACUAAUUCAGCACAAUGUUAUUAUUUACAAGAAAAUAUUACAACAAAAUGUAUGGAAAAUAAUGAAAUAAAUCGAUAUAAUUAUCAAUAUAACUUUAUAUUAUCCGGAAAAAUUAGUUAUAAUGACAAUGAUUUAAUAAGCAAAAUUAAAAAUUGUUGUUGUCAUUAUCGUCCAAGUGAUUGUACAGUAAAAUAUGAUGAGCCAAUUAGAAAUAAUUUUGAAAUUCGUGUUACCAUUACAUGUGUAAGCGAUGAUAAUUGUAAACAAUUCUUCCAGCCAACAAUUUCUGAAGGUUGUCAAACAACAUGUGCAGUAUCAACAUUAUCUAUAGAUCAUGACAAUUCGUUCAAAAUUAAUAGUAUAAUCGAUGUAUUGAAAAGUAAUUCGCCCGAUGAGGUACUCAUUCGUGAUAGUCGCGAUGUCUCUUCUUCUAGUGAAGAAGAGGAUACAUUUAAUCAUACAAUAACCAACACACAUUGCUUUGGCGAUGACUGUUCAAAUUUUAGUCUUUCUUUAAACUAUUCUUUAUCAGGACUAGAUAACGAAACCAUGAACGAUAAUAGUAGUUUUCCAGAUUAUAUCUUUUUUGUUCACGAUAAUAAUACUGAAAAUUUUUUUACUGAAGGAAAUGCUACAGAGAGUAGUUUUUAUAACCAAACGGAUGGUUACGUGACAUAUACAUUCAAUGACGUGUAUCAAGUGAAUCCAAAUGUGGAACAGACUGAAGCAGUAUUAGAGAAAAAUGACUUAACAACAGCAAAAAAUGAAAAAGAUGGCAUACAAUGGGACACCCGAGAUGGUUAUGAUGAUGAUGUUGUGUGA
Molecule: messenger RNA, 930 nt
Organism: Didymodactylos carnosus
Lineage: Eukaryota; Metazoa; Rotifera; Eurotatoria; Philodinida; Philodinidae
Source: the annotation of a GenBank genome assembly